GCCCCGCACUCACGCAGCCUCUCUCUUUGUCUUUCCGCAGAGUAACCUGACAGACGGGGAAGAAGAUCUGCCUGAAGACGCUUUCUCGCUGCUGUCGGUGCUCCUAGUUGGACUCCUCCUCGUGAUCCUGAUAUUCUUCUCCGUCGCCGGCAACGUCCUGGUCUGCGUGGCGAUCUACACCGACCGCGGGCUACGGAGGAUCGGCAACCUCUUCCUGGCCUCCCUGGCCGUCGCCGACCUCUUCGUCGGUGGGCUGGUGAUGACCUUUGCCGGGGUCAACGAUCUCCUCGGCUACUGGAUCUUCGGAAUGUGGUUUUGCGACAUCUGGAUCGCCUUCGAUGUUAUGUGCAGCACUGCCUCUAUCCUGAAUCUAUGCGCCAUAUCGCUCGACCGUUACAUACACAUCAAGGAUCCCCUCAGGUACGGCCGUUGGGUGACCAGAAGAGUUGCCAUUGGCGGCAUCGUCGUUGUGUGGCUCCUAGCAGGACUCAUAUCCUUUGUACCGAUCAGUCUAGAUCUUCACAGGAAUGAUGAUGAUGAUCAACCUGCGUUUGACGAAGUGGAGGAGCACCCUACGUGUGCCCUAGACAUUACACCCACCUAUGCGGUGGUGUCCUCUUGCAUAUCUUUCUACGUGCCCUGCAUCGUGAUGCUGGGUAUUUACUGCAGGCUCUAUUGCUACGCGCAGAAACACGUGAAGAGUAUCCGAGCAGUGACGAAGCUGCCGGACACCUCCAUGGCCAAGAGUUUUCGCUCGAAGAGCAGUCGCUGCAAGCCACCGAAGCCGCAGACGAAGACGAAGCCAACCAGCCCUUACCACGUCUCCGACCACAAGGCCGCGAUCACCGUCGGCGUAAUCAUGGGCGUAUUCCUGGUAUGCUGGGUACCCUUCUUCUGCGUCAACAUCGUCGCAGCCUACUGCAAGACCUGCAUAUCUCACCGAGCGUUCCAGGUUCUCACGUGGUUCGGCUACAGUAACUCGGCCUUCAACCCGAUAAUCUACAGCAUCUUCAACACUGAGUUUCGGGAGGCGUUCAAGAGGAUCCUCACGAAGGGGGCACGCGCGCGGGGCAACCAGCCGUCGACCAGCGAGUGCGGUGAGUUCCGUUCAGUGGUGGUGCAGAAGCGGAACGGCUCCAUGGUCGAGUGUAACAUCAGUCCGAGAUCGAGCGCGGACAGCUGCCAGGUCGGCAUGAUGGCUCAACGACAUCGCGACACCAUCGUCAGUGCCAUAUAAACGAGCGUCCCUCUCGACUCUCGGUCAUCUUAAACGAUCUCUUUCUGCUGGGUCUCGCUCUCGCUGCUUACCUCCCGAAAUUCGUCGCGGUCGUCCGAUCGUUACUCGUCGAUCUUGUGUCAAAGAAUUUUCCGACAUCGUCCGGCGAGGAGUAACGACGCAUUAGCGCGCGAAUUGAAACAUGCCUCACGCAAGAAGAAUUCGUUCUUCGUCUCGUGGCGUGUUAAUCCUCUACGAUCUUUCGCGUCGCAGGGGACACAUCGAUUUUACAAAACAUUUUUAUUUUCAGCAUUUUUAGAUUUACAGUCUUCGUUUUGCUGUUUCGAGUCCCGCAGGGAGUGAAAAAGCCAUCGUGAUACAAUCCAUGACAGAUUGCACGAUUUCUCUAAUGGAACGAUCGCUUUAUUGUUAUUGUUUUCGUACGAACUUACGUCAGUGUGUAAAUAUAAAGUCAGCAUACGGCACCGCCUGUACCAACAAGCGGGGUUUACUCUCGCGUGCUAAAGUUUAGUAUUUGCAUCCGCGAAGGAUUUGAACGCCAAACCGCCCGCCUGCUCAAAGGAAGACUGCUGCUGCAGUUGCGACGACGUUGCGCUCUCGCUAUACCGCCGCUCGCGUAAGAUAAGCAUAAUUGAGGACUGUUGAAUAAUACUCUCAGCCAUAUUAUUGAAUCUCUCCUCACGUAAUAUCGAUCAAUGUUCUAGUUAGCCUGUUCGUUGAUUUGGCCCGAGGAUUCUCUUGGUCCAAACCGGGUAAACGCGUUUGCUCGUAUAUCCUCGGCGUCGGAUUUCUAGAGAAGCAAUAUCGUUUAAUGCAGGAGCAAUGCAAAUUGAGAAUCGUUUGCUGGAUAUUAAAAUGAGCGCUUCGGGUACGUUGUCUCCGCGGAGUCGUCGUCGCGACUCGAUUACGAUUAAGCGUAAUGAUAAUUACGAGUGACGCGCGAGUUUUUUUUCGAAGUGCGAUAUUUUCGUUGUAACAUAUUCGUAUGAUCGUGGAAUAUUUUCUCUUUUUGUUUUUAUAGCGAAGGAGCGAAGGCUGUGGUGUUCGACCGUGUAAGCGCGGCAUUUCGCGAAGACAUCAAUCAUUGUAAUUAAGACAAUCACCGGAACCCAAACUUCGAAACAUAUCCCGAAGACAUAAUCCACCGAAAUCGUAGUAUUGUCUUGUUCUCUUUUUUUUCAUUCUGAUUUUUUUUUAAUUUUUUUUUUAAGCAGUACGACGACAGGCAUAGAAUGGGAUUUGUCGAUUAUUAGAAGAAAUCCAAGUGUAGCGCUUAGGAUACUAAUCUCGUCAAGCAAUCUCUUUAAUGGAGCAAUGUCGAUAGUCGAUCUACGAUGUUAAAAGCUGGAUGUUACUAAAAAAAAAAUGCUGAUAUGUUUCUGAAUAGUAACGUCUGUCGAAACAUCAUGGGAAAUAUAUAUAUAUAAAAAAAGGAAAAAAAAUUUAAUAGCAAUAGGUCAGCGCAGCGGCGCGCGCGACGCGCCGUUCCGUGAACUAUAGAAUUCAUUUUCCAUCCUGUAAAUAGCCAUGUAAUUAUUUUUCUAUUUGACGGGCGCGAAGAGAGACAUACACGGCGGGAUACUCGCAGAAAUGCGAGGGUCUCUCGUUUCAUGGGCGCGCUCAUUGCGGAUGUACGCGAAAUCGUCGUCGAGCACCCGUCGAAUCUCAAUUCAAUUCUGCAUCACAUAUCCGAGUGGAAGGAAACGAGCCAAUUUGGCGUUCGCGAGGAUCCGUCGAGCUUCCUUGGUACAUCUAUAUCUACGAUACAAAACGCAUUACGAUCCGGCGCGAGAGGAAACGAAAAGGAAUGUCACAUGCGAAUGCAGACGCGUUGCAGACUGUAGAAACGGUUGUAGGGAAUAGCGUGGAACUCUCUAGACAGCAGGAUCUGUGCGCAAUGUUGAUGUAUACUACUGAUAUAUUCGAAUGACCGUUCUCUGUAAAUAUAUUAGACUAAGACUUCGACAAGGGUAUCUUGACUCGUGACUUUUUACUGAUUUCCUCUUUCGUCCGAUUCCUACGUCCCAAUGAAACAAUGGAAAAACAAACAGCAAGCGCCGAAAAAGGUAUUCUUAUCGCAUACACUUAUAUCCCCGGAUAGCCAAAUCUGUCGAGAACAGAUUUUGAAAGUACCUGCUGCAAAUUUUGUUGAUAGAAUGUCAGCAGAAAUGUAACAGAAUCUGUUAACGGAACGUAAUGGCAUAUUGAAACUGAGCAAAAUCAACCAUUUCGCAACCAUUUAAAGGGUGUAUUCCGUUCAAAUGUUUAUGAAAUGACAGAUUCUAUUCGGUUUCUGUCGACAAUCUGCUGUCAGAUUAUAUUGACACAGGCUUUGCCGGCAAAACGAGUUUAAUGCGGGCGCAGAUAAUACCAGAUCUGUUGUGAUAUCUGAGCAAAUCUGCUGCCAAUCUAUUAUACCUCGAGCAGUUUGCUUAUUGGGUCUAUGAUACUUAUAAGUAUAGAUACUUGUACAUACUAAUAAAAUUUAAUCUGCCUGAAGUUAA
Molecule: messenger RNA, 3741 nt
Organism: Temnothorax curvispinosus
Lineage: Eukaryota; Metazoa; Arthropoda; Insecta; Hymenoptera; Formicidae
Gene: Dop1
Product: dopamine receptor 1-like
Exons: 6
Coding region: 260-1237 (325 amino acids)
Biological process (GO): adenylate cyclase-activating adrenergic receptor signaling pathway
Cellular component (GO): membrane
Molecular function (GO): G protein-coupled receptor activity
Source: RefSeq, a predicted model, not a curated record